CGGAGAGAAGGUGGGAUUGAAAUUUUGAAACUCACUUUGGAAUUCAUUUACCCUACGCCGCCGAUGGCGUGCAGGUCGGUGUUCGAUGCUUCCGCCGUAAAAUCCGAUUUCGAGAGCGCCGGAAUAAGCCCUAAUUUCGUCCCUCUUGUCUGGAAGCACGUCUUGAAGAAUCCUAAUUGUCGGUGGGAUGAAAUUCCUUCUCUUCCGUCCGCUGCUUAUGCUCUCCUCAAUUCCAAAUUCAUGCCCUGCACCUCAACUCUACAUUCCGCUGUGGAUUCUUCCGACCAGGUCACCACGAAGCUCCUCAUCAAAUUAAAGAAUGGAGAAUUCGUGGAGGCCGUGGUGAUGAGAUAUGAUACUCGAUUGGGUAAAUAUGAUGGAAAGCCUCGUCCUGGUGGUCCUAGGGCAACCUUGUGCAUAUCAUCACAGGUUGGGUGCAAAAUGGGAUGCAACUUUUGUGCAACAGGUAGCAUGGGAUUCAAGAGCAAUCUUUCCUCGGGAGAAAUUCUGGAACAAUUGGUGCAUGCUUCUCAAAUUUCAGCUAUUCGAAAUGUUGUCUUUAUGGGAAUGGGAGAGCCACUAAAUAACUAUGCCGCAGUUGUUGAAGCUAUCAGAGUCAUGACAGCUCCCCCGUUUCAGCUAUCACCCAAGAAAAUAACUGUCUCAACAGUUGGCAUAAUUCAUGCUAUUAACAAGCUACACGGAGACAUGCCAAACUUGAAUCUAGCAGUAUCACUUCAUGCACCGGUACAAGACAUCCGGUGCCAGAUAAUGCCUGCAGCAAGGGCAUUUCCUUUGGAAAAACUAAUGAAUGCAUUGCAAAAAUAUCAAACUAUCAGUCAGCAGAAAAUAUUUAUUGAGUACAUAAUGCUUGAUGGUGUGAAUGAUGAGGAACAACACGCUCACCAGCUUGGGAAAUUGCUGGAGACAUUUGAUGUGGUUGUGAACUUGAUUCCUUUUAAUCCAAUCGGUUCUCUAAGUCCUUACAGAAGUAGCAAGGAUCAGAGAGUUGUGGAAUUCCAGAAAACACUUAGAGGAACCUACAACAUUCGAACAACAGUUCGAAAGCAAAUGGGCCAAGACAUAAGUGGCGCGUGUGGUCAGCUGGUAGUGAAGAGGUCAUCUAAGACUGCCAAUCUCAUAACUGAUAUUGAAGAUCUUCAUAUUUGAUGUUACUUACAGGUUGGUCCAUUUAGUUCACUAAACUAGAUUCAAUAAUCAUAUUUACAACAAAUAUAUCAUUACAGCACGUUAAAAUUUAUUUCAGUGGUCAAAAGUCAUGCAUGCGCGUACAUCAUUUUAGGUUGUUAUGCACUUGCAUUGUUUUCCUUGUGAUCGAUAAAGCCUAGCAACAGUCUUUAGUCUAUAUGGAUGCAUAUUUGUCGCCCAAGUGACAAACAUGCAUAUGUAUACGUAUACAUACACAUGUUUGUAUAUAGAAAGAAAUGGUGAAAUGAUCACGUUUGUUUAUUGUAAUUUGAAAUUGACUUGAAAUGAAAUGUUGAUUUGAGUUUUUGUUU
Molecule: messenger RNA, 1520 nt
Organism: Andrographis paniculata
Lineage: Eukaryota; Viridiplantae; Streptophyta; Magnoliopsida; Lamiales; Acanthaceae
Exons: 7
Coding region: 64-1170 (368 amino acids)
Biological process (GO): rRNA base methylation; tRNA methylation
Molecular function (GO): iron-sulfur cluster binding; RNA methyltransferase activity
Source: RefSeq, a predicted model, not a curated record